Quercus lobata is the source of this 2785-nucleotide messenger RNA. RefSeq names its product BEL1-like homeodomain 11 (gene BLH11). NCBI's taxonomy places the organism in Eukaryota, Viridiplantae, Streptophyta, Magnoliopsida, Fagales, Fagaceae. Bases 1378 to 2784 code for a protein of 468 amino acids. Gene Ontology annotation, biological process: regulation of DNA-templated transcription. The transcript is spliced from 4 exons. The record is from RefSeq and is a predicted model, not a curated record. Gene Ontology annotation, molecular function: DNA binding.
CAACGUCUGUAUGCAUGACUACAACACCUAACAGUGAAAAAAGUUAGAUAUUCCAAUAUGGCUUACAGGCUCGUAAGCUGACAAUCUUAGAACUGGGAGUGUGCAAAAGAUAGCCCACUUUUUAUCCUCCUUUUGCAGAGUGAACAGAACAAUUUUAACAUAUUAAGGGGCUCUCCUGUGAGGAGAGGUGGGAGAGAGAGUUUUACAAUGUUCUGAGCCUAAAUUUACUUUUUUGAGUCUCCCAAAGAAAUGUGUAUCUGCUAGCACUAAAGCUGGAGGCUUGAUACUUUUGCUUGUUGUUUUAUAGUCAGGGAAGUUUGGGGGACCAUCUUUUCCUGUCAUUUGCUGCCAUAUUUGCUUAGCCAAUUAACUUUGUUUCUUUAAAUAACUAGCAGAAGUCUAUGUCUCUAGGCCUUCUGUUGUUCAGUUUUAGACCUGUUAUGUGUGUGUGAGAAAGAGAGUGAAUUAUUAUUAACAACAAAUGUAUGUAUGUUUGCACUUUGCAUUCAUAUACUGUGCUUUCCUGCUUGCUUUGGCUUGUGCUACUUUAAUAGAACUUGAUUCAUUUUAUCUUUUGGUGGGUCUUCCUCUUUUCUUUUCACUCUAUUCAUUUUCAACUUUGUUUAGUUCUUCAACUCUGCCCAUCAAGGAUUGGGGUUGGUUGUCAAAGACUUGUUGGGAUAUUAAUUUUGUCUUGCUUUCAGUUAGCCUGGUCUUGUACUUCACUUUUCCUCAUUUUUAAUGAUUUUAACUAAUCUGCUUCAUGUUUCUGAGUUUCUCUCUCCUUUUAUUGAUAAUAUUUUCUUUAAUGGGUCAGUUAUGUCAUUAUGUUAGCAGUCCUUCUAGUUUGAAUUCUCACAUUUACUUUCACUGAACUGGGUUUUCUUUCUAUGUGCCAUUUAUUGAAUUUGUUUGUCCAAAGUGAUCCCUCCAAGUUGAACUUCAGUGUUAAUUAAUUCUGGUACUUGUGCCUAAAUAAUUGAGCAUGUCUUUUGGCUUCUUGAUUUUAGUUACUCUGCCUCUCUGAGUGCAACUUAAUACGAAUUUCCACUUCAGUGCUUUAAGUCGUACCUUUACUUGGUCUCUGUUUAUUGAUCAAACUUAUCCCCUCAUAAUUUAGUGCUAACACAUGACGGCCACAAGUUCAUGAUUGUCUUCCUUACACACCAUUUAUUGCUUCCAUAGCAAUUAAUAUGGAAAUGUGCUCCAUCUUUAUCUUUGGCACUUCAUAUUCAAUAGAGGAUCAAUAUCAGCUUGAUAGUCUCUAGUUUUCCUGACCAAGUUGUUAGUUCUUUUCACUAAAGCUUUGACAAAACCCAACUUGCUAAAGUCCAGAGCAAAUCUUUUAUAACUUUUUAGCUUCCGGUUCUGUUCAAUAUGGUUUCACAGGACUCACCUCCACAUCCAAGUAACAUGCACCUAUUCACUAUCUCAGACUCUAUCACUGGUCAAAACCAUUUCCAAAACCAAAACCAACAUUUUGAUGCAUAUGGGUCUGCAUUAACUGGAAGUGACACAGUGCUCCAUCAUUCUCUUGGUGUACUUCCCAGCAUUCAAUCUCUUGGGGAAAGAAUGUCUAGAUCAAUAGACCUUGUUCAAGCUUCAACAGUAGCUGAGGAAUCUGAGAUCAACCACACUAGACAUUUCAUGGAUCUUCUAGGAGCAGCAAAUGAGUCCAAUCACCAGGCUCAGAGGCUGUCACUUUCUUUAGGCUCUCAUGUGCUUGUUCCUUCUGGACAAUACAGGCAGAGGUCCUUCAAUUCAGACCUCAUAAGCCCCCCCAGUUACUUAAUGUCCAGAGAAGAAGCACAGGAACCUUGUAAUCCAGGAGUGGAACAUGUAAGCAGUGACUAUUCUUACACAGGAAGUUCAUUUGCUUCAUCUUCGGCCUCAUUAAAUCGUUCUUAUUCAACUUCAUAUGGAACAGAAUCUUUUGCUUCUGUUAUAGGCAAUUCAGUGUAUUUAAAACCAGCUCAGUCCCUUUUGAGAGAAACUGUUAAUGUGGGUGGCAGAGAAGUUAAUUUGAGCAAUGAAAAAUAUGUUGCUAAAUUGUGUCGUGGAGGUAGGGCAGGAGCUCUUGGACUUUCUUCUGAACUAAAAGCAGAAUUGUACAGUAAUGGGCUCUUAUCAGCUGAGAAACAUGAACUUCAAGUUAAGAUUGCAAAGCUUAUUGCUUUGUUGGAGGAGGUUGAGGACACAUAUGAGAAAUAUUAUCAUCAAAUGGAAGAAGUGGUGUCAUCAUUUGAGUUGAUAGCAGGUGUAGGAGCUGCCAAGUCUUACACUGCACUAGGACUUCAGGCCAUGUCUAGGCAUUUCUGCAGCUUAAGAGAUGCCAUAGUUUCCCAAAUAAACAUCAGGAAGAGGAAAUUCUUGCAGGAUUUACCGCGAAUCAGCACCGGAUUAUCACAGCUUAACUUGUUUGAUACAGAGACUAGACAAACUAGAAUGACCCUUCAACAGCUUAGCAUGAUGCAAAGCCAAAGGCAAGCAUGGAGACCGAUUAGAGGGUUGCCAGAGACUUCUGUGGCAAUCCUGCGCUCUUGGCUUUUUGAACACUUUCUCCACCCGUAUCCAAAUGAAACUGAAAAGCUAAUGUUGGCAUCUCAGACAGGCCUGACCAAGAACCAAGUUUCAAAUUGGUUCAUAAAUGCUCGGGUUCGGCUGUGGAAACCUAUGAUUGAAGAAAUGUACAAAGAAGAGUUUGGGGAGUCCUCAGAAGACUUGAACCAAUUAACUAGCAAUUCAAUGACAAGGGAAGAUGUCUCAGAUCCUGCAGAGGAUUGAA